Nerophis ophidion (straightnose pipefish) is the source of this 7483-nucleotide messenger RNA. RefSeq names its product adrenoceptor alpha 2C (gene adra2c). Gene Ontology annotation, biological process: regulation of vasoconstriction; regulation of smooth muscle contraction; platelet activation. Gene Ontology annotation, cellular component: membrane. The transcript has a single exon. Bases 234 to 1574 code for a protein of 446 amino acids. NCBI's taxonomy places the organism in Eukaryota, Metazoa, Chordata, Actinopteri, Syngnathiformes, Syngnathidae. The record is from RefSeq and is a predicted model, not a curated record. Gene Ontology annotation, molecular function: alpha2-adrenergic receptor activity.
GGACGUGCUCAGAGGGGAGUCCGCUCUCCAAGCAUGGACACUCAGCUGCGGCGCACCCUGCGCCUUUUUGGAAUGAACACUUUUAUCAACGCCUUUCUUUAGCUUUCUUUAGUUUUGAAUUCAUCCAAGGAGGAUGCGGACGAUCAGCGAGUGGACAAGAAAAAUGACAUUGGAUGUUUGUUUCUUUUUUGUUUCCCAUUUGACUUUUUAGCAGAGAUCAAGUAGACGCCAGCAUGGAUUUCUUGAAUAUCUCCGCUUUCGUGGAGGCAACGGAGGCUCAGAACAUCUCCACUAACAGCACCUCUCAGAACAAGUACAGCACUCUCGCCAUCUGGGGUCUGGCCGGACUUGUCAGUUUUCUCAUUUUGUUUACAAUCGUCGGCAAUGUGUUGGUGGUGAUUGCCGUUUUAACCAGCAGAGCUCUGAAACCGCCCCAGAAUCUUUUUCUGGUGUCUCUGGCCAGUGCAGACAUACUGGUGGCCACCCUGGUCAUACCCUUCUCUCUGGCUAACGAACUCAUGGGCUAUUGGCUUUUUGGAAAAAUCUGGUGCGACAUCUACCUGGCACUGGAUGUUUUGUUCUGCACAUCCUCGAUUGUGCACCUCUGUGCUAUUAGUCUGGACCGCUACUGGUCAGUGACACAGGCGGUAGAGUACAACUUGAAGAGAACACCAAAGAGAGUAAAAGGGAUGAUCGUGGUGGUCUGGUUGAUCUCAGCUGUUAUCUCUUUCCCGCCACUGAUAUCAAUGGACAGGAGCAACAACGAGGCCAACCCCCAGUGUAUUCUCAAUGAUGAGACCUGGUACAUCCUUUACUCAAGUAUCGGCUCUUUCUUCGCACCCUGUGUCAUCAUGAUUCUGGUCUAUAUCCGGAUCUACCAAGUGGCAAAGACCAGAACGAGAACCAUGUCAGAGAAGAAACGUGACGUGGAUAUGACGCAGGAAAACGGUACGGACCGAACCGACCAAGGGAAAACCGAUUCGUUUAAGUCGAACCGCGGCGGGAGUGUUAAAGAGCAGGAAUGCGAGAAUGGCCACUGCAAGGAGCACACCUUGAAAACCACAUCCAAAAAUCCACACUCUGACCACCAGGACGACUUUGAUGACAGCAGCUCGUCAGACGAGAAGCCCAAAAAAAGUUCCUCAUCGUCCAAAAACCGCCACGACGACCGGAAGGACAGAAAGUCCAGCCGAAAAAGCAGCUCGGCCUCAAAAUUAUCCAGUCGAAAGUCAUGCGCCAGUUCCAAGUCCAUGGAGCUAUUUUCCUCUCGCCGCAAACGCAGAAGCACGGUCAACCGGAAGAAAGUGUCGGCCGCGCGAGAAAAGCGCUUUACGUUCGUCCUGGCUGUUGUCAUGGGGGUUUUUGUCGUGUGCUGGUUCCCCUUUUUCUUCUCCUACAGUCUCUACGGAAUCUGCAGGGACCUCUGCAAGGUCCCGGACACUCUGUUCAAUUUCUUCUUCUGGAUCGGCUACUGUAACAGCUCCUUAAACCCGGUCAUCUACACUAUCUUCAACCAGGACUUCCGCAGAGCUUUCCAGAAGAUCCUCUGUAAGUCGUGGAAACGCUCUUUCUGAUUGUCUUUCAUAGCCACUUCAUCCUGCAGAUUUCCUGUUUGAGCACUUCUGAGCUGCAGGGAAAAGUGCUGGCCGGGGAGCGUUCACACCUUUGGCUGUGGGGGAUUGCACUCAGAAUGAAGGGAUGCUAUAAGGGCCUGAACGAAAAGUGCAGGAAAGGGGUUUGGAAUGCUGUUUUGAUUCCGUGAAUGUCAGACAACUUUUUACAUGCAAAUGUUUGCUCCAGCUAAAACCCGCCCGGCAAUGAUUGACCCCUUUCUUUCGCCGAAGGACAAUAAGCCGGCUUAUAACAGUCACUGUGACGCAGGCACCAGGACAAAAUGCUCAGGAGAUGAAGGGUAUAUUGAACUUAACGACAAUCUCCACACAGCUGUUAUAGGACAACGGAUAGAGCAUCUGUAUUCCGGGACUCAGACUCUACUUUUGUUUCCAAUGGGACAAAGGGGCUCCUUGCUUACUGGUUCAGUGGCAAAAGGGAAAGAAACCAACACUACUGAAUAAGUCAUAUUUCUGCCUGAGUGGGAUUUUUCUGGCUGCGUAUACCUUUUAAAUGGCAAGCUUACAAGUGCGGACUGUCUGGCAACAUAAAAAAAAGCAAUCGUCAUACUGGACAUCUGUUGGGAUGGAACGCCGCAUCCCUGCUGCGGCAGACGGACACUUUGAAUCUCCCACCGUGUGUGGGAAAAGGUUUGCGUGGACGAGAAAGAGGUGACUGAAAGUAACAUGUGGACCUGCGUUGUUGAAGUGCGUUAAUCUUCACUGCCACCAAGUGUGUGUGAUGUGUAGUGUAAUUCUGUAUUUGCCAACGGGACUGAUUCACUCUGCUCAAGUGUCUUUCUUAUCCUCCAUUUGCCAUCAGACAAAUGUUGUCUUUUCCGCCACCAAAGUCAACCACAUUGACAACCUCUUAGAUCUCCAUUCUCACUUUUAUCGCCUGCUGCUCCGGGCAGACACGCCAAUGCACAUUACACACUCUUAGACUUUACACCAGGGGUGUCAAACCUACGGCCCGAGAACAGGUUUUAUCCGGCCGGCGGGAUGCGUUCACUAAGUAUAAAAAUAAACCAGAAUUGUUUUAAUUGAAAGACACUGCUGUUCUAAAUGUGUCCACUGGAUGUCGCAAUAGCGAUUAUUUGUAUCUUUGUAGAUUAUGCUACAUAUGUGCACAAUAAACCACAUGUCAGUACAUCACUCAAGGACAAUGAUCAAACUACAUACCAUAUUUUUCGGACUAUGAGUCACAGUUUUUUUCAUAGUUUGGCCGAGGGUGAGUCUUAUACUCAGGAGCGAAUUAUGUGUGAAAUUAUUAACACAUUACUGUGAAAUAUCAAAUAAUAUUACUUAGCUCAUUCACGUAAGAGUCUAGACCUAUAAGAUUUCAUUCUUUAUUUAUUUUGAAUUGCCUUUCAAAUGUCUAUUCUUGGUGUUGGGUUUUAUCAAAUAAAUUUCCCCCAAAAAUGCGACUUAUACUCCAGUGAGACUUAUAUAUGUUAUUUUUUUUCCUUCUUUAUCAUGCAUUUUGGACAGGUGCGACUUAUACUCCGGAGCGACUUAUACUCCGAAAAAUGUGUUUUUUAAAAAAAAAAUUAUUGAUACAUUGAAAAUUAACACAAAUGAUUGAAGACUAAAGAACAUGAUCACAUAAUUUAUUCAGAAAAUAAAAAUAGCGACAAAUAAAUUAUUAACCGCAACAUGUAAGUGUAAAAAAAAACCCUCAACAUUAUGAUUUGUACAUUUUCACAAUGAAGAAGGGUUAGUGCGUCUGCCUCACAAUACGGAGGUCCUGGGUUCGAUCCUGCGCUUGGGAUCUUUCCAUGUGGAGUUUGCAUGUUACCCCGGCUUCCUCCCACCUCCAAAGACAUGCACCUGGGGAUAGGUUGAUUGGCAACACUAAAUUGGCCCUAGUGUGUGAAUGUUGUCUGUCUAUCUGUGUUGGCCCUGCGAUGAGGUGGCGACUUGUCCAUGGUGUACACCGCCUUCCGCUCGAAUGCAGCUGAGAAAGGCGCCAGCACCCACCGCGACCUUGAAUGGCACAAGCGGUAGAAAAAGGAUAGAUGGAUGGCAUUUUCACUAUGUGCUUGUUCAAUUUUUGAACAAAGAAAACAAUCUGACUUUAUCUUUAUUUUUAAAUUAUCGUGCCGUGAUUUUACCAGUCGGGCACAUUUGGGAGUAGAUUUUUUUCCACGUGACCCCCGAUCUGAAAUGAGUUUGACACCCCUGCUUUACACGUUUACAGGAUUUCCAUCUUUACAUUUAUAGCCCUAGGUUAAUUGUUUCUCUUUUCUUGUAAAUAUGUGGGAACGGUGCAAUAUUAUAGUGCGGUGCCUCAUUAACACGCACAUGCACUGAUUGCGUAAUGAACAAUGCGCUCGUGGAUUUUGAUGGCGCACCGACAUUCUGUUUCUUUCUAACGUUUCGGUCGGAAAAGGAGAACAAAGUGUUUACUCCUCUGCACACUCAAAAACGAUCAAAUAAAUUUGGUUUCAACUGUGCUUUGCAUGAAUGCAUUCUUCAUUCAUGUAAACCGUGUUUUUGUUUCUUUGAGCAAUUUGAGGUUCUCUGCUCAAUGCUUUGAGUAAUGAUGUAUCUAAAAUGGACGCUCCAAAGUCAAACGCUCUUAAAGGACAGUUUGGUGUUCCACCAUUUGAGAAAAAAAAAACACUUGAAAAUAAUCUUGUGAUGCUUCAGCUUAGUAAGAAUAUUGACAUUAACUCCACAAUUUGCUUGUUUGUGUUUUCUGCCAUGCCAUCAGAAAAAGGUACCAAUUAUGUCAAAGAGAAAAAGUGUGAUAAUAACCAUAGAACAUGAGACUGUGUGGCUACUUGAGAUACGCAACACUAUACAUGUUUAUUUAUUUUCUUAACAAGUCAAAGGUAACUAGUAGUUUAAAGCAUAAUGGAAAAUGACUUGCUAUAUAAUGACCUUCGAAGUUAGUCAGCAGUCAACAUUUUUACAAAGGAUUUGACUCUUACAAAAACUCAUUUUUCAACUUAACUGAGGUGCCAAUUUGAUUCAGAAUUAAUUCCGACUUCAAACCCAUUUUCCAUUCAAACCAACAAUCACUAGUUUUGGUAGCAAAAAGGUGACAAUUCCAGAAAUAGCUACAAGGGAUGUCCCGUUACAACUUUUUCACAUAAAAUACGGUACCGAUGUUUAUUGUAUCGUGCAUUGGCCGAUAGCGGUAUUAAUUAGAUGCAAUAUCAGCACAAAUCAUAGUACAUGAUUUGUACUAUCAUGAAUUGAUUAACGUGGACCCCGACUUAAACAAGUUGAAAAAUGUGGGUGUUACCAUUUAGUGGUCAAUUGUAGGGAAUAUGUACUGUACUGUGCAAUCUACUAAUAAAAGUCUCAAUCAAUCAAUCAAUACAUACUUUCAAUAUUUCAUAGUGUUGAAUGUUAGAAAACCCUAUGACAGUCGUGGUUUUGAGGUGGAGUAGUAAUAGUUUUUUUGUUUUUUUAAUUGAAUAAUGCGGACACAUUUUUUUCCUGGAUACUUUCUAAUAUGAUUUUUAUGCAACUAUAAUUAUUUAAUACUUGUUAAUAUUGACAAAUGCUGUGUUUUAGACUGCAGUUUUGUUCAAUUAAAGAUACUUAUUAGAUAUGUCUACCUUGUGUGCUAUUGUGUGCUUAGCUGUUGGGUGCAGUAGCUGCUAGUUGCCAGUAGCCUAUACCCUGCCAUGUUUACGUUUUGUAAAUGUUUUCACUAAAACACGAGAAUAGAUGAAACUUUUUGGCCAAUUGGAGGACAUUGAAAUGUUAACUGGCUGUCAAAUUUUGAACAAGUAAAGACGCUGCAGGAACGCUUGUAUCGGAGCUUAUAUUAUAUUAAAGAUGAUAUCAACCAAUACUUUUUUUUUAACUUAAUUCAGACUGAUAUUUAAUAUUGAAGUGUAUUUCUGGUUUUGUCAUCCUCGUCCGGACAGAAGGAUCACAUGGUAGUGUGGCUCGAUCAAAAGAGACAAAUUAAGGAUUCCUGACCUGGAGAAGCCAAACCAUCAGUUAUAUAUUCCUUCUUUCUCUAUCUUGGUGUGUGCUAAGUCAGGACAGCACAACUUGACCACGUAAAGAGAUUUUAGUGUGUAAGUGUCUGGAAAGCAACUGCUUUGAGUCAUAACGCAAACGUUGGCAUUGAUCUAGACAGGUAGUCUUUCCUCAAGGAUAUGGUUAGCAUUUUGGCAUUCCGAAGUCCCACUUAGAGCCUCUUUUCGUACGAGAAGUGAUCUAAUCCACCUGCGAAUAUCAAACUAAGGGUUAUUAUCUAUUUAUGCGCUCCAACUGAAAUAUCACUAUUUAAUUAAACUUGGUGGUUUGCUUUCUCCUAGGUGAAUAUAAACAUUCACCAUAUGCAAAACAUUAUAUGAGUUAAUCAAUUCACUUCAAUAUCAAUAUGUGAUCAGGACACCUCUAAUAACUACAUUGUUCUUUAAGUUAGACAGCAUAAAGUUCAUUUAAAGAGUUCUUAGUAAUUGUCAUAUUAUUUAAAUUAAAUCUGGUUGGGUUGAAAAAAUAAAAAAGGUUCAACUAAGCGUUUCUAAAAUUGUAAAUACACAGAGGAAAACUUUUUGAUAAAGGAUUAUAAUUUACUUUUUCUUAACUUCCAAAUUAUACAAUUAAAUGAAACAUGUGAUGGAUUCAGUUAUCUGUUUAGUCUAUUCAGAGUUGACUGGAAGUUUAGUGAAAUGUGACCAUGACUUUGUAUCACUUGGCUUUUAGCUCCAAGUGAUGUGGGCUGGAACAUUUGAAGUGUCCAAAAAGUACUGGAUUAAUGGCUCUUUCAGGAGAGCCGGAUCUUGAGGAACCGUUCCUGUCAAAGAGCUAUUUAAAAGACCACCACGUUGAAUUACAUUGCUCAAAUAUCAAGGUUAUGAUCACUGGUAGCAGUUAAAAGAUAUGAUUCAAAUUAGAAAAUGUUUAACUUAAAAAUUCCACCAAUACUUACUCUGGAAAUGCAAAGUUUUUGGAAAUAUUAUCAUAGUUUAAUUUAGUUUAUGUUUGUAUUGUAUACAUUCUAGAAAGGUGUUCAUAUCCCCUUGCUUCGACUACUAGAUAACCAUUGUGCAUUGUACAGUUUUUCCCAUUUUCGAAAAAACAAAAAAAAAACUUUGUGGCACAACUGAAACCUUGCUUGCUGCAGACAAAAGUCCAUGCAGACUAAAUGUGUUCCUUAACAAUUCAACAAUACAGAAAAAAAAUAGUGAAAAAAUAAGAAUCAUUAUACUGUAUAUAUUUUUCAACAUGUCCUCCUAAUCCACAUGUGCAAAUAAUAUUGUUGAUAAAUGCCUGUGUCGGCUCUAUUUUAUUUAAAUACAAAAGAGAAGAUUGGGAUGGAUACAAUAUAUAUACAAAUAUAAUUAGAAUAAACUAAAAUACUCAUUUGUGCAUAAUACUACCUUUUUUUCCCAGGCGUCUUCUCUUCCUUUUUGGUACAGCAAAAAAGGUGGUGACAAUCGUGCUGAGGGUAAAUUUCAUAUAAGGCUGUCUCGCAAAGGAAUGACUCCCCAAAGCCGUUUCUAAAGACUUGACUUUGUUUUUAAACGUCCCAUCCCUACUUACUUGGUUUUAAUUUUGCACACUAAACGUGUCACAUAUCAAGCUCUUUCCUACCCAGGAAAUUGUCGAAACUGAAGUACGAACAAAAAUUAGCUCUCAACGAAGGCGUGGCUGAUUAACAUUUAAAAAUAAAUUUCUAAAUUAAAGUUCGCAGCAACUUAUAUUUGUGCUCAAACACUAUCAGUGCAGGAAAGGAAAAUAACAAUUUGCAGUCUUGUUGUUGCUACGAUACAUUCAAUCACAGUUAACAGUAGUUCCAAAGGGUGCUGAAAACCAUCCAUCCAUCUUCUUCCACUUAUACGGGGGCAGCAGCCUAAGCAGGGAAGCCUAGACUUCCCUCUCCCCAGCCACUUGGUCUA